AUGAAGACUUCAGUCUAUAUUACUUGAAACCCAUGCUUAUCAAAAGCUAAACAAGAUAAAGUACAAAGUUUUAAGAUACCAAAGAAAUCAGGAAAUAAGUCCAAGAGUAAGGUUUUGGUCAUCAGAAUCAGUUCAAGUAUGGAAAGGUUGAGAGAGAAAGCUGUAGAUAUCUAUAAAAUAAAAAGAGUAAUUUCUUGGUAUAAUUACACUAAGCCUCAAAGUACAAAGUCAAUGUCACAGUUGCCAAAGAAUGUCUCUCAAAAGAAGUUAUUUGGGGUACAAAUAUCAAUCCCAAUCAAAAGUAAAGCCGGAUGAAAUAAAAUUGAAAAGUAAAGAGAUGAAAUCUCAGAAGUGAUCGAUUCCUAAAAAUAAUGACCGAUAUGGAAAAUAUUUAAAUUGCACCAAAAGUCAUCACAGAAGGUUAAGUAAAAGUAACCAACUCUACGCAAAAAGGAUUCUUAAGCAGACUAAAGAGUACAGAAAAUUACAGUUAAAGACAAACUCCACUUCUUUGGAAAAGAUUCAUAAUUUGAGAGCUUUAAAAGGUAAUGAUACCUAUUUAAUGCAGCCUCGGACUAGUAAGAAUAGAAAGAAUUCAAGGCAGAUUCCUUCUAUUUUAGAUAAGAAACAGACUAAGACAUAUAAGAAAUACCUUAGUGUGAUUAGUGAUACCUGUGAUUUUAAGACAUUUCUGAAGAAAGAUCAACCUAUUUCUCGUAAGAGGAGGAAAAGAAUGAGUGUAGAUUGACCUGUCAAAAGUAAUAUAAUAAUCUCUCCCAAGGAAUAUCAACCCAAGGAUCUUAAUGGACUUCAAUAUUUCUUAGGUAAGAGAGGCUCUUCUAGAACUUCAAAACAUAAUUUUGAGUCUUCUUGCGGCAAAGGAACUUUGUCUCCAAUCAGGAACCCGAAUCAUUCAAAAACUGAAAGCAGAUACUCUAAACAAAUGGAAACAAGGAUGGCAGAGCAUAUCAUUGAUGCCAGCAUGCUUGGAUAAUUACUCUCCUGUGAUAU
Moneuplotes crassus is the source of this 1011-nucleotide messenger RNA. Lineage: Eukaryota; Ciliophora; Spirotrichea; Euplotida; Euplotidae. The record is from the annotation of a GenBank genome assembly.